GAUAGUCCAAGGAACGAUUGUGUCUUCCGACCUAGGACACCUGCCAACAGCACCGGUGCAUUCAAAUUUCGCGCGCUUCUUUCCACGGUAUAGUCGGCACAAGUGAGCAGCUGGAAACAAGGUUACUGGAUUAUUGGUCUAGUCUAGGCGGUAUACGAAUUCUUUUGCCACACCAUGGUCUCCACCAGGUCGGGCCGUGUGGUGUCCGCCGAUACAUCCUAUGGCGGCAGGGUGACGCGUUCUCGCUCUAGGAAGGAGUCUGAGAUCCUGGCAGAAACGCUUACGGAAGAAGCGCUUGCAGCAGAGGCAGGGCAACCUGAAGUUACCAGUCCAUUUCCUACCGUUACUCCCUCCAAGGAAUUUUCGUUCCGGCCUGUCCAGCCUCCAGCGUUUGGCAGUCCAGCUCCAGUCUUUACGUUAGAGACGCCUAUGGCGGAGCAGGUGUCGGGCACGCCUUUCCAGGAGCGCGUUAUCAAGACGGUCGGCAAAGCCGCAGCUCAGACGCCUGUCGCCCGCUCGCCUGCCGCCCCAACACCCUCAGCCAAGGAUGUCAUGCAAAUGGCCGAGAUGCCGCUGCCGGAAGACAGCGCCGCAGAUGAGCCCUUCGCGUCUUCGGAGGACGAGCCCCUCGUUCCCGCUUCACCAGCUGCUGACCUGCCCGCCGCGCCCUAUGAGCAGGCGACGCAGCGGCGGGCCGCUCGCGGUGGUGGCCGCCUCUUCUGGAGCCUCUUUUUCACAAGCAUUCUUGCCACGCUCGCCGUCGGGCUGUUCCUGGCGCCAUGCGGCGACCCAGAGCUCUUCGCCAUGGUGCCCUCAAAGACCUAUGGGCCCCUCUGCCAAAACCUAGUGACCAAGCGCGGCCAAGCCUCCGACGUUGCCUCGAGUGUUUUCGCUCGGGCGAUGGAAAAGGCCACUGCCGUUAGCGACCGGCUGCCGGCGCCCACCCUUGAGUUGCUGGGGAAGGUUUGGGAGCCCGUGCAGCAGGCCCAUGCCGCUGCGUUGCCCUUCCUGGACACCACAUCAGCGCAGAUUGGACAGCGCCUGACGCCAAUCCUGGUUCCCGUCAAGACUAUCUGGCAGCGCUGCACGCGGGGGCUGUACUCCCUCCUUGGGCCCUUCCUGCACGGCGUGAUGGCACACAAGGACGAGGGCUCUUCGGUGCCAUCAGGUGUCGCCAUGGCACCCAUCUCCUGCAUGGAGCAGUCCGAGUUCCUGGCCAUCUUGGACCAGAGCCCGCAGCAGCAGCAAUACGCGCAGGACCUGUGGGAGUUUGCGGGUGUGCAGGUGGCGGAGAAGCAGAAGGCCGCAGCGUGGGUCCUCACCUGCCGCAACGAGGCGGAGUGCGGGGCUGCCAAGGGCGCGCUCUUCGGCGCGUCAUCCGGAUUCCUCCACAUCGAGGGCCCGGCUUUCAGCGAGGCCAGCUCUGCGGGGCAGCUGCAGCUGGAGCUGGUCGACUUCCUGCGCAGCAACCCCCGCGGCCUUGUGCUGGUGACCAAGCCGGAGCGCCUGCACCCUAACAGCGUGGUGGUGCUGAACAACGCGCUGUCGGAGAGCGGGCACCUACAGAUGGACGGCCAGCCGGUGGCCACUGCCGAGGCGCUGUACGUGGUGCUGGUGGAGCAUGUCGUACAGGGGGCAGAUGCGGAGGAGGAGGUCAAAGAUCGGCUGGUCAAGGCGAUUUCCGAGGUGGACCCCAACGCUGAUCCGAACAUGGUUGCGGCAGUGGUCCGCAGCUUCAGGCGGCGGCUGGAUGCGGUCCUCUUCGUCAAGGCGCUCUAACUGCCCGUCAGCUGAUGGUCCACAAACUACAGAAGCCAGUGCUUUUGGAUAUACCGUAGACGGGGUGAUGGUGGGGCAACGAUUGCAGUGCUGCAGCAGCGGAGCCAUACUGCGGCACAACAGUGCCGUUAAGCAUGUUAGCAGUCUUAUCGUCAGUGCUGUUUGCUUGCUUGCCCUUGCUUUCGUGUGCCGCAUGUCGAUGUGGUUACGUAGCUCCAUCUCUUUGAAGGCCCCAACUGGGUCGGCAACGUCGAAGGUGUCGUACAGCUUAGGUCCCGCGGGUCAUCGACAGCAGGAUGAUGAUGGCAGAGCGCGACGCGCUAUAUCGCCUGUAAGUAAGCCAGUAUAAUUUACAAUAUACAAAGUACUUAUAUACGAAUGCCAAAAUAGCCAUACAACAAACGUCACAAGCUUUGCAGUUUGGCAUUAAGAAGCACAUAAGCGAGGCCUUAGCUACACCGGCGGCAUAGCGCAUUCUUGUACCUGGAUUCAGCAAACUUUUAGUUGGUUAUGAGAUCUCAGAUGCGUUUGAGCCCUUGUUCGCGAAAACUUGCCAUCCAUGGAACUGCCACUUCACGGUUAAGAAACAUCCGAGUGCGAGCACAAGCACACAAGGAGGUAGAGAUUAAACCGGGCGUGUAUGAAGGGUAUUGGUCUUGGAACGGAUAUAAAAUACGCUAUCAGCGCAGCGGCAGCGAAGGUGAACCGGUUUUGCUGGUUCAUGGGUUUGGCGGCAAUGCGGACCAUUGGCGUAAGAACACGCCCGUGCUUGGCAAGCGUUAUCGAGUGUUUGCCAUAGACCUUCUGGGGUACGGCUACAGCGACAAACCAAGUCCCAGGUCCGCGCCCCCCAACUCGCUCUACUGCUUCGACACCUGGUCCCGCCAGCUGCUGGACUUCAUCCGGCAGCAGCUGCACGGCCAGCCCGCAACGCUGGUCUGCAACUCCGUGGGAGGUCUGGUGGGUCUGCAGGCCUCCGUGUCCGCCCCCGAGCUGGUGUCCGGCGUGCAGUGCCUCAACAUCUCGCUGCGCAACCUGCACACCGCCCGACAGCAGCCCUGGCAGCGGCCGCUGGUGGGGGCGCUGCAGGCGGUGCUGCGGGAGACGCCCGCGGGGCGGGCCUUCUUCCAGCAGGUGGCCUCGGAGCGGGCGGUGGGCAACAUCCUGCGUGAGGCCUACGGGGUGCGCGGCGCGGUGACGGAGGAGCUGGUGCGGCUGCUGGUGGGGCCGGGGCGGCUGCCCGGGGCGGCGGAGGUGUUCCUGGACUUCAUCAGCUACAGCGGGGGGCCGCUCCCCGAGGAGCUGCUGGCCGCCACCCGCCGGCCGGUGAGCCUGCUGUGGGGCGAGGCGGACCCCUGGGAGGACGUGCGCGAGGGGCGGCGGCUGCUGGCGCACCUGCCCGCAGUGGUGGAGUUUGUGGUGCUGCCGGGGGUGGGGCACUGCCCGCAGGACGAGGCGCCCGAGACGGUCAACCCCCUGAUCGAGAGGUUCGUGGAAAAGUACGGCAGCAGCAGUGGGAGCAGGCAGGAGGCAUCAGCCGUGACGGCAGCUGGGGGGCCUGCAACGGAUAGCGAACGCGUGGUGGCGGGGGCGGGGUCAGCGGUGCCUGGGGCGGAGUAAUGGCAGUGAGGUCGUGCUGGCGGGACAUGAAGGGGCUAGUGAAGCUAAUUCUAUAUCAACUGCAUUCACUGCAACACAUCCAGGUCACGUUGGCGAGAAACUUUGUAUGUCAAACACGUUGUACAGAGGCAUGGAGGAGAGAGCGUGUAUUACUUUAUUUGUUAAGAAAACUGGCUGCCUUGGCGUUGCGAGAAGAGAGGAGAGGACAGUCAUGCUUGAUACUACUGGUGUGCGAGGGAGCGGAGCGCAAAGGAUACUGGCACUGAGAGAAGCGAGGAGGGGUGUUCAGGAAACUGGCCGCGAGUCGGAACGUACUGUGAUUGCCGGAAGGUGAAGUCCCCACAGAAACGCCGCAGGAGCCGAGGAGUGGUGUGUGUGUAGGCUGCUGGGUGCCGCCGCGCUGAGGGUGGGUAGGUCUGGCGGGCGCUGCUGCUGUUGGACCGUCCGGCGCCACUUGCAGGUGCGACACGUGCAGGCGCGUGAAGGUGAGGGUAGUUAGGAUAACAUGUUAUUAACUCAUGGUAAGUAAUGAUAUUGAUACGUGGCUAUGUGCGCUAUCUACGAGCUGAAGGCUUCAACCGCUGGCAAUCCUUGCCAACGGCGCUCUUGCGGGAACGCCUUUUAGGUCGUUCUGUACAAUUAUGAUAGGUUUCCGCAGUAUGCCCUCCACUGGGCGAAGUGCACUACUUCCUCUGCGGUACGGCUCCGACGGCCAUUCGCGUUUAAGCCCCGGACACGAAAAGCCAUUUACAAAGCCAUUUACAG
This is a messenger RNA of Astrephomene gubernaculifera, 4164 nucleotides long. The record is from the annotation of a GenBank genome assembly. Lineage: Eukaryota; Viridiplantae; Chlorophyta; Chlorophyceae; Chlamydomonadales; Astrephomenaceae.